ACUGUCAAUUUAAGCUAGCGGUGGCUCACAUGUUUAAUUAUUGUGUACCUAUUUUUUAUACAAUACAAUCAAUACAAUUAUUUAAUUUUAUCAACAUUUAUUGUUGAUUUGUUAAGAUUUUGAUACAUAAUGAAGGAAAAAAAGACGGUACGAUACUUUGAUAUUGAUAAUAAUAAAGAAGAAGAAAACAACGAUCAAAAUGUAAAAGUCUUUAAAAUUAAGCCCACUUCGAGAAUUCUUAAAGAUCAAAAAUAUAAGGAAAAAUACAAUGUGAAAAAAGAAAAGAAAGAAACAAAACAAGUACAAAAGUUUCCUGGUAAGGCGCCAAUAAACCCUGAAAAAUUAGAACAGCAUUCAAGAGGUGAAGGUCUUGGAAAAGGUGUUAGACACCCACUGUAUGCAGUGAAGUUAAAGAAAAGAGAAAAUAAGUUUAAGUAUGCAGAAGAGCAGGCUGCUAGAGCUGAUAUUCUGUUGACUGAAGACCAAGGUUUUCUAGAAGUAGACGAAGACCACCGUACAACUGGUAUCACACAAAAAGUGAUUGCUGACAAUGUAGACAUUACAGCGGCAACCAAGAUAUUUGAAUUAAACCUCGCCUUUGGGCCAUAUCAAGCUAAAUAUUCCCGCAAUGGCAGACAUCUCCUAUUGGGCAGUAAGAAGGGUCAUCUAGCAGCAUUUGAUUGGGUGACAAAGAAGUUACAUUUUGAAAUCAAUGUUAUGGAAUCCAUACAUGAUAUAAGUUGGUUACAUAUAGAAACUAUGAUCGCUGCUGCCCAAAAGGAAUGGUUAUAUAUUUAUGACAAUACUGGAAUAGAAUUACAUUGCAUAAAAAGGAUGGAUAAGAUAUUAAGGAUGGAAUUUUUGCCAUACCACUUCUUGUUAGCUGCUGUUAAUGAAUUUGGUUUUAUGUCGUGGUUGGAUAUAUCUAUAGGAGAAAUAGUUGGACAUUACAACAACAAUAUGGGUCGAACGCCUGUCAUGACACAGAAUCCGUACAAUGCUACUAUAUGCUUGGGAAACUCCAAGGGAGUAGUGUCUCUAUGGUCACCGACCAUUAGGAAACCUUUGGCAAAGAUAUUAUGCCACAAAACACCAUUGACCGCAAUAGCUGUAGAUAACCGUGGCAUGUAUAUGGCAACAUCGGGAGUCGACAGAAGCUUAAAAAUAUGGGACAUCAGAAAUCUGGAUGGACCGAUACAACAUUAUAAACUUCGUAGUCAUUGUGCUCCUACAGAUUUAGAGUUCUCACAGAAAGAUAUGUUGGCAGUUGCCCUUGGGGACACUGUGGAGAUUUACAGCAAUUGUUGCACACAGACAGCAGAUAGGCCAUAUAUGAGGCAUAGAAUGGGAAAAUCCGUUAACAAUUUCAAAUUCUGUCCAUAUGAAGAUGUUUUAGGAGUAGGUACUAGCAACGGGUUCACAAGUAUCAUAGUACCAGGAUCUGGUGAACCGAACUUCGACGCUCUCGAGAGCAAUCCAUUCCAAACGAAGAAACAAAGGAAGGAAGCUGAGGUUAAGGCUCUUCUGGAGAAGAUUCCUCCAGAACUUAUAACACUUAAUCCAUUUGACGUUAUGGAAGUUGAUGUGCCUUCUAUGAAAGAUAAAAUUGAGGCGAAAAACAAUCUUUUGCAUCUGAAACCUAAAAAGGUAGAUUUAACGCCGAGGCGCAAAAAGAAGGGAAAAACGGACGUUGCGAGAAAGAAAAUAAUUAAGGAACAUGUACGAAAGGAAUUUAUAAAUCAAGUAAUAGAAGCCAAGAAGAUAGUUGCUGAGCCAGAGGAACACAAUGUACCAAAACAAUCAUUUGGUGUUCUAGAUAGAUUUGUACCCAAACCUAAAGCUAAGAAAUAAAUACACCAUUUUUUACAAAA
Molecule: messenger RNA, 1871 nt
Organism: Bicyclus anynana (squinting bush brown)
Lineage: Eukaryota; Metazoa; Arthropoda; Insecta; Lepidoptera; Nymphalidae
Product: WD repeat-containing protein 46
Exons: 11
Coding region: 130-1851 (573 amino acids)
Biological process (GO): maturation of SSU-rRNA from tricistronic rRNA transcript (SSU-rRNA, 5.8S rRNA, LSU-rRNA)
Cellular component (GO): 90S preribosome; small-subunit processome; nucleolus
Molecular function (GO): protein binding
Source: RefSeq, a predicted model, not a curated record